AUGCGGUAAGCCAUCAAUAAGUGUUGCUUUUUUUAUUUUUCUCGCACAUUCAGUUUUCUUAAUACUUUUUUUGAAGUCUUUUUGGUUAGAAUUGUCAAGUUUAGUAAAAUUUAGAUGAAUUUGAUAAAAGAAAAAAUCGAGUUGAUUGAUAGGAGCUCAUCAAUAUCAACAUCGACAACAGAACCGGCGAGAGUUCGAUUUCGAAGUCAAAAAAGUGUAUGGUUAACAAGCGGUGAUUCACAGUAUGUUUUAUAUUUGAACUGGAAAACAGAUGAUUAAUUAACAUUAUUGAAUUUCAGAGCAUAUGUAUUCAAAUUAUUCACAUGUUUUUAUGCAAUAUUUAUCGUUAUAGCUGGAAUUGUGAUUGAAUUAUCAAAUUUAAUUGGAACAACGAAUACUGAAACAAAAACAAGUUUUAAAGAUUUAGUGAGUUCUAAUGUUUUUUUUCAAAUUAUAUUUAAAAUAAUUUAGGUUUUGGGAAUAUGGUUGUUUGGAGGAUCAAUCGCUUUUAUAAUUUAUUGUGCAUAUUUAGUUUAUCAAAUGCAUCUUCGGGUAAUGCGACAUAGGCAAACUAUUCGUAGAAGUGGAAAUAGUCUUGAAGAACCAGAACCUGAAGUUUUGGCAAAUACAUCAACUGGAAGUUUGUAUCUUCGAAUCGGAUGUGUCAUUUUUGGAAUGAUUGGGGUGGUUUAUUAUUUAUUGAUUUUCAUUAUCUGUAUUCUUGGGUGGACAUCAAAUGAGGGAGAAUGUACUGUUAUGUAAGUUUUUUUGGAUUAUCUUGUUCAAUAUAAAACUAUCUUUUCAGUGCUGAUUCUUUGAAUAUGGCAGCUGCAGUGUUUUUAUUCUUACAAAUGUGGUUUGUCUAUUGUAACGGUAAAAUAGUUUUCACCGGAGAUGGAAAUUUGGCAAGAUUCGGAUUGAUGCAUCUAACUGGAACAAAUCUUUGGAUGUGGCUUCGAUAUAUUCUUUACGAAGAAGUUGAGACCAUCAAAGAAAUCAGACACCACGAGCAUCUUCAUUCUCAUCCCAGAAUAAGAGAAACUAACGGAACUGACCCGGAAGAUCCAUGUCAAGGAGUAUUGUGUUUAUUCAACGGGUACAAUGAGUUUAUGUGAGUUCUUUUGAAACCUAAUUUUCUAUUUUUUGAACUUUUUAGGUACACAUGCGUUGUUGAAUACUCCUUGAUAUGCGCUGGUGUUGCAUUUGUUUUCUGGACAAACAUCGAACGUUUCAAUAGAGGUCACAUUGAAACAAAAAUGAAGAAAAGAAGUAUUUUGAAAAUCGACUGUUCUCGAACAUCUGAAGGACUCUUCGCCGGUUUCGCUUGUAUAAUAGUCACCAUUAUCUCCAUUGCUCUUUUCAAUGCAUAUUCAACGAAAAAAGACGUUGCUCAAUGGAUUUUUGCCUGCACCAACAUGAUGUUCUUCCUCGUUUCAACAAUUUUGGUCAUUUUCGCGUUUUGGAGAAUGAAAUUUUUAAAAUUUCUGAUUGAAGACGACGAUGAGGAAGAUGACAAUGCUGAACUUCUUGAUAGAAUUCUUCUUGUUGUUGGACUUAUUGGUGAACUCAUUUUUGCUAUUGGUGGAAUUCUCUCAUUUGUGAAUAAUAUGACAAUUGGCCUUCCAUUGAUAAUUUUCAUCACAAAUAUUCUACGAUUAAUCCAAGUCACACUUCAAAGUGGAUUGAUUAUUGUUGCAGCUAAACUUCGAAUCGACGCUAACGAUGCUCAUAUGUUACGAUACAAACCAGGAAAACAGGUAUUUAUGACUCAUUUCCGUUUUUUUCGAGACUAAUCUAAAUUUAAACAGGUGAUAACAAUGUUGUUGAUGAUGAAUUGCGCUCAAUUUUUGAUGAAUAUUUUUGAAGCACAAAAAGCUGGAAUCAACGAUGAGAUGAUUUCAAUGUAUGGAUCUUAUUAUUGGGCAAUCAUUGUUCGCGGCUGCUCGCCUUUGACUAUUUUCUACAGGUUGGUUUUAAAUCCUUUAUUUCCCAUAGAACAAAAAACAUAAAAUGAAAUGAAAUGAAAGAAAAUUUCAGAUUUCACAGCUCGGCAUGUUUUGCAGAAGUUUGGAAGAAGACAUUCAAACCACCAAAGAAACCGAAAGGGAAUAAUUCUAGACAUUUUUAA
Molecule: messenger RNA, 2128 nt
Organism: Caenorhabditis angaria
Lineage: Eukaryota; Metazoa; Nematoda; Chromadorea; Rhabditida; Rhabditidae
Source: the annotation of a GenBank genome assembly